Molecule: messenger RNA, 1368 nt
Organism: Marasmius oreades (fairy-ring Marasmius)
Lineage: Eukaryota; Fungi; Basidiomycota; Agaricomycetes; Agaricales; Marasmiaceae
Exons: 8
Coding region: 391-1368 (325 amino acids)
Cellular component (GO): cytoskeleton
Molecular function (GO): actin filament binding
Source: RefSeq, a predicted model, not a curated record
CUGUGGCCGGCUAAGCGGUGAAAUAGAUGUCACGUGGAACAUAGUCCACCCUCUUUUCUCGUCUCUUCCCUCUCACCUACGAUAUUCUCCUGUGUAUCUUAGGGUCUGCGAAGACCGGCAAGAUGGUAAACUGGGCAUGCAGCUAUGGACAAACAGGCAUAUCUGCAGCGUCAGCCCACUCUUUAUUCCAAAGGCUUUCGAUCUUGCAUGUCCCAAACUGAGAGAAGAUUCUUGUAUAGAACACGCGAAUACCUUGAACUCACGUCGUAUUCCGUGGGACGUAUUUCGUUGUCCUGGUCACAUGUUGUAUCCUGUCCUGACCGGCUCUGACCCCAUGUUCACUGUGCUUGCCUCUUGACCCUAUCAUCCCAAACGGUAUACGGAGACUCAAUGGCACCCCAACCCAACUUGCACGUUCAUGACGAUACCCCACAUGGCGUCGACGCAGCUGAAUCCAAGUCCAAAACACACGCUGAACUAACUACAUUGCCCGAGAAACCCAUCGAUCGAUUAUGGCGGGGCGACAAGGCGGGGAACGUGAAACUUGAUGGCAUUCCAACCUUUCAAAAUCCUUAUCAACAGAGGGAGUGGGUUAAAGAACAUAUGGCAUCAGCCUUCCGAUAUUGGGGAAAGCUUGGUUUCGGAGAGGGUGCCUCGGGACAUAUCACUGUUAGGGAUCCGGUUUUACCUGAUCAUUACUGGAUGAACCCCUUCGCCGUUCACUUCUCUUCCAUAACCAAAUCAAAGCUUGUACUUGUCAGUCCAGAUGGCUACGUUUCUCCACAUGGAGCACAACGUCCGAUUAAUACGGCCGGCUACUGGAUUCGUACGGGGUUCUUUAUCACCCAGUUGAAAGCUGCCAUUAAAAAGGUUUUGAUAGACUCCGAAAUCCACAAAGCCCGACCUGAAGUCAUGGCCAUCGCUCAUUGUCAUUCGAUCAACGCGAGUGCUUGGUCGGCGUUUGGACGUCCAAUCGAGAUUCUGCAACAAGACGCAUCCGCUUUCUAUGACAACCUCAGCGUGUACGAUGAAUACUCUGGAAUUGUUCUUGCUUCAGAAGAAGGCACAAACAUUGCGAAAGCGCUAGGCAACAAGAACAGAAACUGUAUUUUGAGGAAUCAUGGGUUGGUUACCUUGGGAAGUACAGUCGAUGAAGCGGUCUACAUGUACGGUCUGCUGGACAAACACUGCAAGAUUCAGCUUAUGGUGGAAGCCGCAGCUGCGAAUGGGUUGAAGAAAGUACCCAUCAGCGAGGAGGACGCGAAGUAUAAUUCUGAGACGGAGGCGGAUCCUGAAGCGUUAUAUAUUGCGUUUCAACCCGAGUAUGAAUUGCUGGUAGAAGAGACGAAUGGCGCGUUUUUGAAGUAG